AUGAUCGCUACCUCUUCAGACACCCCGCCGACAGGGCCAGAGGGGAUCGAAUUGCAGAUGCCGAUUCGUCGGCUGGACGAUCGACGGGUACUUUUCUCAACCCAUUUCUCUAUACCGCGGGUUUCUUUUUUUGCGACUCCGGUUGAGAAAGGUGCACUUUCUCGGAUUUUUGCGGCUGUAAGCCCCGAGGCGAAACACGGGCAGUAUUAUGGGCCUAUCGGUAAGGUCGAAUCAGGCUCUGGGCUUGCUCAGGGUCGUGAUCUUCAAGAAAAGUUGUUCGGUGGCCAGGGCGAACUUGCAGGACAUGAUGUCGAGAAUAUUUUGUAG
This is a messenger RNA of Penicillium cosmopolitanum, 327 nucleotides long. RefSeq lists its product as uncharacterized. The record is from RefSeq and is a predicted model, not a curated record. NCBI's taxonomy places the organism in Eukaryota, Fungi, Ascomycota, Eurotiomycetes, Eurotiales, Aspergillaceae. The transcript has a single exon. Bases 1 to 327 code for a protein of 108 amino acids.